Messenger RNA from Gaeumannomyces tritici R3-111a-1, 510 nucleotides. RefSeq lists its product as hypothetical. The record is from RefSeq and is a predicted model, not a curated record. The coding region runs from base 1 to 510 and encodes 169 amino acids. NCBI's taxonomy places the organism in Eukaryota, Fungi, Ascomycota, Sordariomycetes, Magnaporthales, Magnaporthaceae. The transcript has a single exon.
AUGGCAGGCCCAUCCCCUGCUUGCCUUCUUUCCUCCUCCCCGAUCUGGAUAGCAGAAAGUCUCCAGACCCCGCCUGGGCCCCUGAGGUGCCUCGCCUGGCCCGGAGUCUGCUCCUCUUUCACCAUCGACCCGACCCCCAACAACCUGACCAAGCGGAGACUACAAGAAGCUGGGCGCUGGGCGCUGGGCCUUUUUUUUUCUUCUUCUCAGCCAUGGCGGCUGGUGCCUGGCGGACACGUGCGUGGCGUGUCUUCUGUGAAUGGGUUCUCGAUGCUACCUUGGCUCGACGGCUCCACGACUCCUGCCCGGCCUCGCCGUCCGUUGCAUCUCGGCCUAGCAUGCGCCAAAGACGCGUCGGGGUUCCGAGCCGCCGGCAGCCAAUGGGGCCUGCAGCAGUGCCCAUCCAUCCCACCCUUCGGUCAACAGCUCCAGCAUAGCUCCCAGCUCCGGGACGUCAUGGAUCGUCCCAUCAUGCCUUCUGCCUCGUGGGGGGAUGGAUCCCUCGCUUAG